AUGACAGAACAGGAAGAUUUAACAAUUGAAAAAAGUUCAGUAAUAGCAGUUCUUAAUGAAAACGGUUUAUAUUGGCUCGCUAAAGUUAUAAAUGUUGAGGAUGAAAAUAAAAAUAUUGAAAUUCAAUAUUUCGAUGAUAAUACGUUUAGAAUCGAAAAUACUUCUACACAAAUAGUUCAACGACUAUCAAUAUUGUGUACAUUUGGAAGGAUUCAUCACAGCUGUAAACAAUUCAAAUUGUCAGAUGUUUUACAAGCAAAAUUAGUUAAACAAGUAGCUGAAGCUCGUCAACUUUUAAGUAAGAGAUAGUUUUACUUUGUAUCUUAUCAAAUGUAUUCAUCUUGUAGCAAAUAGUACCAAUAACAAUCUCUCACAACAAGUUGAUCGUAUACAAGAAUUGCAAGACAUCAAUGCAACCUUGAAAAUCGAAAUUGAACAUUAUA
Messenger RNA from Rotaria sp. Silwood1, 443 nucleotides. The record is from the annotation of a GenBank genome assembly. NCBI's taxonomy places the organism in Eukaryota, Metazoa, Rotifera, Eurotatoria, Philodinida, Philodinidae.